Molecule: messenger RNA, 1464 nt
Organism: Paraglomus occultum
Lineage: Eukaryota; Fungi; Glomeromycota; Glomeromycetes; Paraglomerales; Paraglomeraceae
Source: the annotation of a GenBank genome assembly
AUGUCAUUCAAGUUUAACUGGCCGUCGUUUGGUGAGGAGUUCGUCGAGCAAGCGCGUCAGUUGCUAACAGACGCAUUAAACAAGAGCAACAAACCGGCAAACAUUGUAGAUCAUAUAACUGUCAAAGAACUGAAUAUGGGGACCAAGCCACCAGAAUUAGAGAUUCUUGAGGUUGGCGACUUGUCAUUCGAGAGAUUCAGAGGCAUAUUCAAAUUAACAUACAGCGGUGAUGCUCAUCUAGUAUUACAAACGAAAGUGCAGGCGAAUCCAAUGAACAAUAAUGCAUUAGAUAUGGAUUCUUUCACACGAAGGGGCAUUCUCGCUGCUGAUCAACCUCUUGUGGUGCCAAUGCUUCUACGACUCAGCAACCUUAAACUACGUGGGAUCAUUGUUCUCGUUGUCAGCAAGCAGAAAGGUGUUACUUUAGUAUUCAAAAAUGACCCGCUUGAAGGUGUUGAUGUAAUGUCUACUUUUGACAACAUAUCAAGUAUUCAACGAUAUCUGCAAACGGAAAUAGAAAAGCGACUGCGAACAAUGUUUCAGGAAGACCUACCACUUAUUGUACAUAAACUAUCACUAAAAAAAUGGUUCGGGGAAGAAAAGAAAAUACCAGAACAGUCUCAAUAUAGGGAUAUGUCCGAUAGGUCUCCCUCACCAUACGGAGCAGAUGCAAGCUCAAGUGAUUCCUCAUCAUCACCAGACAUGCGACAAUAUUCCUUAUCAACUCCCAACUCAGAAUCAUCAUCUAGCUUCUCGCUGGAUACAUUGUCCUAUGGUGACGAUGGAUAUUCGUCGUUCGUCGAUGUAGAAUCAUUAGAGGAUGGCUCUGCUACUACAUACUCAAACUUUGGUGAACUAUUCGAUAAGCAUAAAGAAAAAGGACUUAUAGCAAUAACACAACAGAAAGAUGAUCAUGAUUAUGAUAAUGCAGCUAACAAAACACCGCGAGUAUUUCAUCGUCAGGUGCUUGUUCUUAAGCCUUCAACAUGGUUACCAUCACCCGUUGACUCUUCUACUCGGUCAUCAAAGAAAAACCAACGUCCUCCGGUAAUGAUGCCAUCACUAUCAUCUAUGUCAUUAGAAGAAUCAUCGAGACUAUUCCAAAGAAUGACAACAGCGAAUCUCCAACGUCACGACCGAUAUCAAGUAUCAUCCUCUACCGAUUCAUACCCUUAUACCACUCUAAUAGAUGCAGACUACAUGUCAAGAGACGAAGGCAAGCAGGAAAUUGUUCUUCAACCAUCCGAGACAUCAGUUGCUGCACAAUUGGCAACAUUGAUGAAGUCUAACCAUACAAUAUCGCCAUAUACAAGAUCUCUUCAGCAUGUGACGUUUAGAUCUGCGCCGCGGUCUGAACGUGCGAAUAUUGAGGGUAAAAAAACCUGUGGAAGGGUUGCUGUUAAGAGGAGGAUUAUCAAGAUUGCGGGAAGCGCGUUUGGAGGUGGGCAUUUGUGGGGGUCAUGA